Molecule: messenger RNA, 3703 nt
Organism: Hippocampus zosterae (dwarf seahorse)
Lineage: Eukaryota; Metazoa; Chordata; Actinopteri; Syngnathiformes; Syngnathidae
Gene: zfp91
Product: ZFP91 zinc finger protein, atypical E3 ubiquitin ligase
Exons: 12
Coding region: 441-2747 (768 amino acids)
Biological process (GO): regulation of transcription by RNA polymerase II
Cellular component (GO): nucleus
Molecular function (GO): transcription coregulator activity
Source: RefSeq, a predicted model, not a curated record
ACUGCGAGCGAGAGCGAAACAGAACAACAGAAUCCAGGUGAUUUGUGCAGCUGCUAAAGCGCAGUGGAUCUCACGAACGUUUCCCCUCGAUUUGUGUUUGGCUUAAAGGAGACGCAACAAAGCGCACAAAAUGGUUGCGCUCCAGGCCAGCUCGAAUAAGUAGGUUUACUAUAGCUUUAAGAACGCGAAAACGGCGGCUGCUUCUUUAAGGUUAUAUCGGGUAAUUUCUGAAUAGAUAAUUAAGAAAAGUUUUCAUUUUGUAAUCAAUAAAUCGAUGUGUAUAAUUUGCGACGAACCUUUUCCGAAAAUGCUCCACAGUCGGACAGAGGCCUCUCAACAUCAAAAUGUCUGUAUACUAGAUGUGCGCUAUUCCUCGUUUUGCAAGUAAACCAUCCGGACUUUCUGCGGAAUUAAAGACGGGCUAAAGUGCGUUCUCGGUGAUGGAAGCAACCAGCGACCGAAAUGAAGAUGUAAAUAAAGGCAAAGAGCUGGUGGAGCACAAGGCCGCAGAGCAGACCCCGGCCCCGGGUGCGGCCGUUACCCCGCGGCGAGGGCUCAGGGAGCGGGGAGCCACCCGCACGAGAUCCGGCGACCCCGCUUCACAAGCGGCCGUGAACGGAGCUACGCAGGGCUCUGGGAGGGUUUUACGCGACCGCUCCACUCGGGCUGUCCCGGCCUGGCUGAAGGGCAACAAAAGUGAAGAGGACGAAGACGAGAACAGCGCCGGUGCCAGCAAGAGGAGGAAAGUUUGGAACUCCCGUCGGAAGAAAAGCGGUGACUCCUCGGGGUCGGUGGAAGCUGGUGAUGGCGUCGCAGGUGACAGCCCGCAAGCCAUUGACUCUGCAGAGGAACUCAAGAAACCUACCACUAAUGUUGAAGCUCUUCCCUCCAGGCUCUCUCCAGCCCAGAGUCGAGCCAAGCCUCCAUCUGGCAGGGUUGUCCGCAGCUCUGGCAAGCCAGUGUGCAAAACUGAGCUUGGAAUAGAGCAUCGAGUUGCCGCUUCGGGAGAGGCGAACAUUAAAGAAAAGUAUGACAUUAAAAACGGAGAAGAAAAGAGCAAAGGCGUUGGUUGUCACUUUGUGGAUAAGGAGGACCCUCAAUUUCAAGGCAACACAAAUGACCUGACUGCGGCUUCAGCUUCACUGCCUCAGGGUGAAGCAGACGAGGAAGAGGUUAUCAGCAGUGAUGAGGACGUUCCCUUUCGAGACGAUUUAAAUGAUCAGAGCUACGACCCCAAGGCGGAAGGAUUUGUGGAUGCACCCAAGCCAAAGCGCCGGAUUCCUCCGAGACAUAAGGACAAGAAAGAAAAGGAGAAAGCGCCCAAGAAGGAGGAGGUGCAAGAGAUAAAAAUGGAGGGCUCAGACAACUUACAGAACGCAGAGAUGGAAGUGAAGCUUGAAGAAGAAUUGGCGGAUGACCCCGACGGGCCGAGGAAGAGGGGUCGACGGAAGAAAGAUGAUAAGACGCCACGGCUGCCAAAAAGAAGAAAGAAGCCCCCAGUGCAGUACGUCCGAUGUGAAAUUGAGGGAUGUGGCACUGUCCUGGCUCAUCCACGCUACCUGCAGCACCAUAUCAAAUACCAGCACUUGCUGAAAAAGAAGUACGUGUGUCCUCAUCCUUCAUGUGGAAGACUCUUCAGACUUCAAAAGCAGCUACUUCGUCAUGCCAAACACCAUACAGACCAGAGAGACUACAUCUGUGAGUUCUGUGCUCGUGCCUUCAAGAGUUCCCACAAUCUGGCUGUCCAUCGCAUGAUCCACACCGGAGAGAAGCCCCUCCAGUGUGAGAUCUGUGGCUUCACCUGUCGCCAGAAGGCCUCCCUCAACUGGCACAUGAAGAAGCACGACGCCGAUGCCACCUAUCAGUUUUCCUGCUCCAUUUGUGGCAAGAAGUUUGAGAAGAAAGACUGUGUGGUGGCCCAUAAAGCCAAGAGUCACCCAGAAGUACUCAUAGCCGAGGCGCUCGCAGCCAACGCCGGCGCCCUCAUCACGACCCCCGCGUCCAUGCUGGAGCUGCCGGUCACCCCCGUGCAAGGAGAGGUGGGAGCUGGUAGCCUGGAAAUAGUCCGAGGCGGCCAGGGGGGGCAGGUUCAGCCGCCGGGCCAGGAAGGACAUGUCGGGUCUCAAGUGGCUCAGGUUGCACAGGGAGGUAAUGUGGCCCCGCAAGUCAGUCACCAGGUGGUUCUCCUGGGACAAGAGCAACCACUCCACACCAUGCAGGUGCCAGUAACAAUUGCCCUUUCCCCUAUCGACCCCCCAUCGCCUGCCGACCACCACCAGCAGCAGCAGACGCAACUUCAGCUCCAGAUGCCCGUCCAGUUUGUUCCACAGUCUCCGCAACUCGCCCUGCACUCCCCAUCGGUGGUGGCUCAGUCCCAAGCCCAAUCCCAGGUACAGUCUCUUCAUCCCUACUCCUCCCAGCAACAGAGCCACGGGCAAAUCGUACAAAUGACCUUCCAGCCAGUCAGCCAGUCCCAGACUCCCAUGCAACAAAUCCCACUCCUAGCCACCUCUCAGCAGCUUACCACCCUGCAGACAACCACGUCCGGCCCCCCGCUACUGUCUUCAUCCCAGCCACAGGAGGCCUCCAACAGGAACAAUCCAGUGCUGGCAGCCUCCUCUCCACCAGCAAAUUCCUUCCGUCCAACGGAACGAGUGGGAGCGAGCGGGGUUGCCUGGGAGCAAAUGGACCAAGGGGACAUCCUGUCCAACAACACUGCGGCGGACGUACAGCGGAUCAUCAUUUGAAAUGAGAAGGAUGCACACACCCUAAAGAGGCCACAUGAUGUCACCCACAACAAUACUGUAAUGCAAAGUUAAAAGCUUCAUUUAGGAUCACUCAUUCGUUUUUGGUAGCUUUUUUUUAGAAUAGCUGAUCAGGGAAUCAUAUGUCUGUGCGUAACUUUGUACAUAGUAUUCCUGCAAACGUCAUUAGCUUUUUAAGGGAGUGCGCUGAUUGAUUGUUGUAACGCUUUUCCUAUUAAUAGGCACUAUGAAGGCAUAAUUCUAUGUAAUUGACGUCACAACAUAUAAUGUCCAGUAUGCGUCCUCUCAUAUACGAGCUUGAAAAUUCACACCCAAAAUAUACUGUAGAAAUCCAUAGCAACCGGACAGGUUAGAAUAAGAUGACCUUGACCUUGAAGUGUUAAUUAAGCCAUGUGUUUAUUAAGUCCACAUUAUAUAUAAUGACUAUUGACAUUAGGACUGUCACUAACAUAUUGUAUUUGCGUUUUCAGUUAACACCUGAACUGUUAGUCAAGUCAAGUCAACAGUAUUUAUAGAGCACUUUCGAACAGCCACCGCUGCAUACAAAGUGCUGUACAUGGAGCGAUUUAACAUACACAAUAAACAGUAAGACGAAUCGGUAAUAAAGGCGGUGGAAAGCACCAAGCAGUAAAAUCAAGAACAAAUCUAAGUCAUGCUGAGUCGAACGCCACCUGUGGAUAAACACCUUGUCAAAGUCUACUGUCGGGAUUAAAAAGAAGAUUGUCUAUUUAUAUAACAUGAAAAGAGGUUGUUCUUGUACUCAGUAACUGAACCUGUCAUUGCUUGUUCGUGGCUGUCAGCUUGAUGACCUGUACAGAUAAUUGUUUGCAGUUUGGGCUUUGAGCAAAAUGUGCUGCAAGCUUUGUGGUCGGGAUGCUCUUGGAGCAGAUAUGCCAACUCUUCAUUUAUAAGAUGUAAAUAAAUGUCUUAACAACAAA